Messenger RNA from Verticillium alfalfae VaMs.102, 951 nucleotides. RefSeq names its product HET domain-containing protein. The record is from RefSeq and is a predicted model, not a curated record. Bases 1 to 951 code for a protein of 316 amino acids. The transcript has 3 exons. Lineage: Eukaryota; Fungi; Ascomycota; Sordariomycetes; Glomerellales; Plectosphaerellaceae.
AUGAGGUUGAUCAACACGACAACGCUAGAGCUGAAGACCGCCUAUGGCUAUGCCACUCCGUUGUAUGCCAUUCUAUCGCACACAUGGAGUGACGAAGAGCUUCUCUUUGAACAUUUGCAGGCCGGGAUCACGCAGCGUCAAAAGGACACCCCGAGCCGGGGUCUCAGCAAGAUCCUCGAAACGUGUCAGCGGGCAAAGAAUGAUGGAUUAGAAUACGUCUGGGUCGAUACAUGCUGUAUAGACAAAUCCAGCAGCGCCGAGCUGUCGGACGCGAUCAACUCCAUGUUCAGGUGGUACGAGGACUCUGCAGCAUGCUACAUCCACUUGGAGGAUGUUUCCAAUAGAGGCCGCCAGGGUGGUGUUGUAGACAUAUCGCACAAGCGCCAGCACGCUCCGGUAGACAACAUUGAUGUCUUGUCGCCAGUUGGAAGGGUGGGUACGAUGUAUCAUUGCGGUUAUUGCAACAAUCCCAAGACGCUACUGCCGAUGAUGCAGCAACACAGUGUAGCUGCGAGGAUGCACUGGGCCGCGCGCAGACGCACCACCCGGCAAGAGGACACGACUUACUGCCUUUUAGGUCUGUUCGGCAUCAACAUGCCCCUCCUCUAUGGAGAGGGGACCAAAGCUUUUGUACGUCUCCAAGGAGAGAUUGUGAGAUGCUACCCCGCGGACCAGUCCAUCCUUGCGUGGCUUGGGUACGAAGUUUCGGCCUGGGCAGAACUUCCAUUGGAGUUUGCGCUCGAAGAUGCGACUUCUCAACGUAUCGUUCUCACAGACUGCGACCCCUUUGAUGUGUUGCUUAGAAACCCAAACGGUUGGGAAACUCCGCCUUCAUCGGUGGCUCAUAUCGAAAUAUUACCGGCCUUCCCAACUUUCAUAUCAUCACCACAACUGAUAGAAACCCCCACCGGGAACAUCACCUUCGGUCCCUCGCUUACAGCAGAGCCUUAA